GGAAGAGAGGUGAGUAUAAAAGCCUUGCUGUGAGGAAUUAGCAAAUAUUCCUUUGGAGAAAAUACACAGAGAUAUAUUUCCAACUCUUCUGACGACAGGCAGAUAAACAAGCCCCAGGAUGAGGAGCCUUCUUCAGUUUCUGGCACUCUGUGCGGCAGCCUCUCUCUGCGUCUGCUAUGACUCUCAUGAAAGCUCAGAAUCCAUUGAAGAUUUGUUUGUGCACCGAAACCAAGCAAACACAUUCAUGACGCCACAGAGGGGCAACGUAUACAACCCACCCAGAAGGAAUGGCUACAACUCCUAUAACUUUAAGAGGACAGUAAAGUCUCCAGCGGAGAGGCAUGCCGAGACCUGUGAGGACUACUCUCCUUGCCGCUUAUACGCCUUUCGCUACGGCUUUCAGCAGGCCUACCAGAGAUACUUCGGAUCCAGAAACCAACCCCAGCAGAGACCAGCUGUGACUCGUCGAUACUGAAAAGUAUCUCUCUCUGUGAGAUAUCAUUAUCGCCUGGAAAUGAAUGCGUGUUCCUUCAUUCCAUAUAUCACGACUUUUAUAUAAUUUAUGUAGGCUAGUUGUUUUUGUGGUCUCUUCAUAGUCCUAGAAGAAAACACAUUUUGUAAACACAGAGUGGCUCAGAUGUUACAGAAACCCAUCAUUAUACACGUAUAGAAAUUCUUGGCGCAUCUCUUGUGUAAUCUCAGGAUACCUUUAAAUCCACUAUUAUCACACCUUCCCAGCAUUUAUGAGCUUCAUAUUUCAAGCUUCAUGAUUGAAAGAAGUGUUGCGCUCACUAUCCACUAACCGUUUCUUACAUUACCCACUUCUGUAUCCAGGCCAGCACUGCUGUCAGUGAUUACUUCCCCUGCUUUGAAAAAAAUAAAUAAAUUUCCCUUUA
This is a messenger RNA of Micropterus dolomieu (smallmouth bass), 896 nucleotides long. RefSeq names its product matrix Gla protein (gene mgp). The record is from RefSeq and is a predicted model, not a curated record. Gene Ontology annotation, cellular component: extracellular region. Lineage: Eukaryota; Metazoa; Chordata; Actinopteri; Centrarchiformes; Centrarchidae. Bases 119 to 475 code for a protein of 118 amino acids. Gene Ontology annotation, molecular function: calcium ion binding. The transcript has 5 exons.